GAAUUUCACAAACAAUUAAUAAACAUUUAAAACAUAUUUGAUAUCAUUAUUAGUGAUUAAUAUUUCUAUAUUUCUGUUAUAAAUGUUUUCAAAGGAAUAUUCUUUAUAUAAAUGAUUGUAUUAUUAAUGAAACAAAACUUCUUUAUUUGAAAAAAUUGAUAGAAAAAUAUGAAGUUUACUAUUGUGUGGAUUAUUGCGGCGAUUAAUGUCUUGAAAGUCAAUUCUGAAAAUUAUUAUGAAAACAAUUGUCAAAUAAAGUCUUACGGAUUGAAAACCGUUGAAGCGAUUCAAGAAGCCAUCGAUAAGGCCGCAGACAAGUCAGUCAUUAAGUUGGAUCCGAUUACAUAUAAAGGCAAUCUAGAGAUCAAACGCGGCAAAUAUAUCACUCUUUUGGGUGACAAUCAGUGCAAUCAAAACACCAAAAUUGAAGGCAAAAUCAGUGUUAAUUCAGUCCAACAUUGGAUUAUUAAAUCACUGGUAAUUGAGUCGACAUCGAAGGCCAUCGAAGUUGUCAACUCUGUGGACAUAAAGCUGUUGAGUCUUGUGAUUCGCGGAAUUCGUGAGAACGGGAUUCAAGUGUUUCAGUCGUCUAAUGUUGUGAUUAAUAAUCUGGUUAUCAAUGAAAUAGCAAACAAUGCUUUGGAUAUUAGAGACUCUUCUGGAGUGGAAAUCAAUAAUAUCGUCGCCUCUAAUGUCAAUGGAGUCGCGAUUCUGUGUCAUAACUGUCCGAAUGUUGUCAUGAAGAACGACGUCAUUCGCAAUACGGGUCACGAAGCCAUUCAAGUCAGCGGUCAGUCAAACAACGGUCUGUUAUCGCAAUCAGUCAUCACCAGUGAUUCACCGCAGGGAAAGGCCUGGAUCUACAUUGAGGGCAACAACUGGCGAGUGGCCAACACUGUGGCGAAUGGCGCUCCGAGAAACGGAAUUGUGAUUAACGGUUGUAAUAAUCAAUUCAAUUCCAAUAUCUGUAAUAAUCGCGGAUCUGGUUAUUGUAUUUUCGCCACAAACGACAACCACAACAACAACUGUCCGCAAACUCUGGCCAUCACCAACAUCAACAAUGGCGGCUUAGGACUGACCAACCUGCCGUCCAAUAGGAAACCCAUGUUUGGUCCAAAUUUCCCGUUUGGCAAUAAAAGUCCGUUUGGCAAGAAUUUCCCGUUCGGCUAACCGUUUGUUGUGUUUAAUAUAUAUUAUAAAUCUCUAGAUUUUGUUUUUCUCUAUUAAUUAUCAAAUUUGUUGUUAAUAUUGUUAUUAAUAUUUAGUUUUAAUGUUUUAAACAAUAAAUUGUUAUUU
Messenger RNA from Oppia nitens, 1296 nucleotides. RefSeq names its product probable serine/threonine-protein kinase DDB_G0276461. The transcript is spliced from 3 exons. Lineage: Eukaryota; Metazoa; Arthropoda; Arachnida; Sarcoptiformes; Oppiidae. The record is from RefSeq and is a predicted model, not a curated record. Bases 169 to 1170 code for a protein of 333 amino acids.